AUAUUUCAUACUCUCAAAUAAUCGAACGGGUUAGCAAUUUUUCUUAAGCAGAGAGUAGCUUUCGCCAUUCCUCCAAAGCACCGGCUCCAGAAUUUGCAGUCCUGGUCGCCGGUCACUGGUCGGCCAUCCUUAUCUAGAGUAAAUCUUUCACUUUUAUUGCUAAACGAUUGUCAGCUCACUCAGAUAGGAUAAGGUGUGGUUGUUAUCGUGUUUGUAUUGAUUGAAGUGCAAAACUUUGACUUGUUACUUAAAAUGGUGGUUGUGAUUUCUACUCGAAUAGAUAAAUUUGGCCAAGUUUUGCGAGUUGUUGGACAUCGCUUUUGGUCAAGCAGUUUGGUUCAUUCUGUUUCAGAAACAAAAGAUGAAGUUGAAACAAUUGCUAGAAUCAUUAAUGACCACCCUUUUCCUGUUCAGCCUCUGCAACCAAUGCUUAAACGUCACGUCUCUUCGAGUAUCCUGUCUACCAUGUUUGUUGAAAAUGUCAUUGGUCGCCUAUUUGCGGCACAUGCAAAUGGUCUUAAAGCAUAUGAAUUUUUUGAGUUCUGCCUCCACCAUCCUGAGUAUAGUCCAACCUCUGAUGCAUUUGAGAAGACACUUCACGUACUAGCAAGAAUGCAAUACUUUGAUAAGGGUUGGGAACUAAUGAAGAAAAUUCAACAGCUACAACCGUCGUUGCUCACCCUUAAGUCAUUGAGCAUCAUGCUAUCAAGAAUAGCAAAAUAUGAGUCCUAUGAAGAUACCCUUGAAGCAUUUGAGAAGAUGGAGCAGCAUUUAUUCCCCGGGAAGAAAUUUGGCACCGAAGAGUUCAAUAUUCUUCUUCGAGCAUUUUGCUCACAGAGGCAGAUGAAAGAAGCUCGUUCAGUAUUCAACAAACUCCAUUCUAGGUUCCCACCUGAUACCAAGACAAUGAAUAUCUUGCUUUUGGGGUUCAAGGAAUCAGGGGAUAUUACUGCCGUAGAGUUAUUUUACCAUGAGAUGGUUAAAAGAGGUUUUAAGCUUAAUUCCGUAACAUACAGUAUAAGAAUUGAUGCAUACUGCAAGAAAGGUCGUCUUGGUGAUGCUUUGAAGCUGUUUGAAGAAAUGGAUAGGGUAAAUUGCUUGCCUACAGUAGAAACAAUAACAACUUUGAUUCAUGGAGCAGGGAUUGCUCAUAAUAUAAGUAAAGCUAAGGAACUCUUCAAUGAAAUCUUCAAGAGAAAUUUUCAACCAGACACUGGAGCCUAUAAUGCCCUUUUGAGUUCUCUUAUCAAAUCCAGGGAUGUCAAAUCUGCAGCAGUCUUAAUGGAUGAGAUGGAGGAGAAAAAUAUUGAUUUUGACAAUUUAACUUAUCACACUAUGUUCUGGGGAUUGAUAAGAUCAAAUGAUGUUGGUGGUGUCAUUGAUCUUUACGAAAGGAUGGUUGACAAAAAUUUCUUGCCUAAGGCACGUACUGUUGUGAUGCUGAUGAAAUUCUUUUGUGAAAACCAGAGAAUUGAUCUGGGUUUGAGCUUAUGGAAUUACCUGAUGAAUAAAGGGCACUGUCCACACUGCCAUUCUUUAGAAAUUCUGGUCACAGGAUUGUGCUCCCGUGGGAGAGUUGAAGAAGCAUUUGAGUGCUCUGAGCAAAUGUUGAAGAGGGGUAGGCACAUGAGCGAGCUAGUGUUUCAGAUGUUGAAGAGGUCUCUCUUACAGCUGGGAGAGGAGGAAAAGUUACAAAAGCUCUACCAAAUGACAAAGAGAUUAGAAAUGAUAUUACCUCCUAAUGGACAAACUAUUGGCACAGCCUAGGUACAGAGCUGUAAGUAAGGAAUGCUAAAAGAUCAUUUUUAAGUACGAUGAGCAUUUGGCCUCAAGCACGUGAUUUAUAUCUGAAUCUUUUAUCUCUACUCAUGUGGCAUGUGCUCCCUUUUCUUCUCUCUCUGAAAUGUUUGAACACUUGUAUAAAAUGGAAAGAUUCAUGCAUCAUGAAUUUGUUUUGGUAUUUCAGGCUCUUCCACAAUCUUCAUUCGUUGAGUUUAGGUUGUGCAAGUUUAUUAUGCUUAUGGGUUUUCUGCUUUUGGUUUUCCUAAUUGUCAUUGUAUUGUUGUUAGUAUAAGACCAUUAUGGGAACAUAUUUCCUGCUAAAUGCUGAGAAUUAUCAGUGGCAGUAGACUUCAUUUUUCACAGUAGCCUCUACAGUUGUGUAUGUCUAGAUGAGUACAUGUAGACGUUAUACGUUAUAUUACUAUUUGUUAAGGCUAAGGUGUCAAGGUUCUCCAGGCCAAUUUCUACUUUAGAUGUUACCUGAAUCGUGAUAUUUACUUUUAUCUCAAUUUGGAUUUCCUUGCAGUGAGUUUACAAGUAUGGGUUAGACCAUUUCUCCUUAUAGUAAUCUAUUGCUUGUGUGAAUUCCACUGAAAUGUCAUGGCAUUUUGUCUUGCUCAUGUAUUACUAUCAUUUAUAUGUUCUUUUGGUCAUUUAAACUUAGGUGCUGUUGGUGUUUUGGGCUCAAAUUUGCUUAUGGGGAGGGUUUUCAGAAACAUUAAAUGCAACUGAUCUAUUGACAAAGGAGAGUAAAAUUCCUCUGCUCUAUUUGCUUGAUAUCUGGCAGUAAGGUUAUUUAGUUGCUUGAACAGUUACCAACCUUACACCAUCUUUUGCACCGUAUUAUCGGUUGUCAGGUAUGUUACUCUUCAUAAUCAGUUCAAUGUGAUCACUACUUCAACAAAAUGUCCUCUAUUCAGAUGUCAUAUGCUGUUGUGCUAACAUUUAUGAUUAUGAAACUUUCAUGCAGCCACAGGGGGCAUCUGCUCACAAUUUUGUGAUUCAGUUGGCACUUUCAAUGGUUGCUUCAGAGAGCACUUAAAUCUCAAUGCACAGUAAUGGAAUGGUUAAUUUAGUUAACAAGUUCUUUGAGAUGCAACAGAUUGAUGCUCUUAGGCCUCUUGGAUAUAUACACAGGGCUGGUCAGCAGGUACCAUCCUGAGAGAUUAUUUUCUUUGAUAGAAGUUUUUCCUAUAAAAGAGGUUAUGUGAUCACACUUAUUACAGGUGCUACAUGCAAUGCAUAUAAUUGUUAGAAAGUAUCAUUUCGGCAGUGCCGUCUAAAAUUAUGACUUAGAUCCCAUCAGAAGUAACUGGGAAGGAUCUAAAUACUGAAAGGUACUUCCCCAGUUUCUGUUAUGCCCUCAUGAUUUGCGUUGCAAUCAGUGUGAUGGCAGUCUCACACUAUCAGCCAU
Molecule: messenger RNA, 3196 nt
Organism: Solanum stenotomum
Lineage: Eukaryota; Viridiplantae; Streptophyta; Magnoliopsida; Solanales; Solanaceae
Product: pentatricopeptide repeat-containing protein At3g61360
Exons: 6
Coding region: 253-1767 (504 amino acids)
Molecular function (GO): protein binding
Source: RefSeq, a predicted model, not a curated record